UACUUCGGCAAGAUUGAAGAGGGGGCCGGGUUGGCAGCAUUGUUUGCUUGCCGUGCCUCCGCCUAUAAAUCCUGCAUUUGUCCCACUGAGUCACCAGAAGGCACAUCGGACACUGGGCUGAACUAUAGCCUCCGGACAUUGCUACCCGCUGUCAAGAAGUGGCUCGUCCGAAUAGCAGGGACCACUCUAUUCACUAUUGGAGUGGGUGUAUUGCAGUGUUGUGUGCUGGCUGAGGGUACAGAGCCCUAUACUGGGGAUGUGACUCAGAGAGCCAGAUUUAAGUAGUAGCAGAGUGCACUGGGAUGGUGACAAAGUGACUUACACAGGCCGAUUGAAGGCUCAUGGUUCAUAGUUUAGUAUAGUGCUAGGCAUAGACACUGUACUCUCACUAUACAAUAUAGAACACUUGGAUUCAACUGAGCUUGGUUCAGGACUACCACAAAAAUGCUGUGUUCCCCCCUCAUACUUCUGUGGACCCUGUGGAUUUUGGCUGUGGAUUGCUCUCGCACAAAGGUUUUCUUGCCCAUUGAACCGGAACAGGAGCCCCUCCAAUCCAAGACUCCAGCAGGUUGUACAUUUGGUGGAAAAUUUUACUCUCUGGAGGAUUCGUGGCAUCCAGAUCUUGGGGAACCAUUCGGAGUUAUGCACUGUGUAUUAUGCUAUUGUGAACCUCAGCGAAGUCGUCGAGGAAAACCAUCUGGCAAAGUCAGCUGCAAAAACAUCAAACAUGAUUGCCCCUCACCCUCCUGUACUAACCCUAUCCUGCUCCCUGGACAUUGCUGCAAGACUUGUCCCAAAGCUCCUCCUAUAAAGAAAUCAGACUUUGUUUUUGAUGGAUUUGAGUAUUUUCAAGAGAAGGAUGAUGAUCUUUAUAAUGAUCGCUCUUAUCUUAGUUCCGAUGAUGUCGCUGUAGAGGAGAGUCGUUCAGAAUACGUGGCACUACUAACAGCACCCAGCCAUGUGUGGCCCCCAGUUACCAGUGGAGUAGCCAAGGCUAGAUUCAACCUGCAGCGCUCAAAUUUGCUCUUCUCGAUCGCUUAUAAAUGGAUAGACAGACUUUCCCGAAUCCGUUUCUCUGAUCUUGAAGGUUCUGUGCUGUUUGAACACCCAGUGCACAGAAUGGGAUCCACACGAGGUGACACUACCUGUGGUAUUUGGAGGUCCCUUAAUCGUUCCACUCUACGUCUUCUCCAAAUGGGUCACAUUGUUGUAUCUCUAGUGACCACAACACUUUCAGAGCCUGAAAUAUCAGGCAAGAUUGUCAAACACAAAGCCCUGUUUUCAGAGACCUUCAGUGCACUUCUUACCCCAGAAGACUCUGAUGUAACAGGAGGUGGAGGACUCGCAAUGUUUACACUAAGUGACGUGGAUGACAAUCUGCACUUUAUUCUUAUGCUCAGAGGUCUACGUGGUGGAGAACGAGAUUGGAUUCCAAUACUUUUGCAAAUCUCUCAUCAGAACCAUGUGAUACGGGAGAUAUACGCCAACAUCUCUGCACAGGAACAAGAUUUUGCAGAGGUCUUGCCAGACCUUUCCAGCCGUGAGAUGCUGUGGUUGGCCCAAGGUCAGCUAGAGAUUUCAGUGCAGACAGAAGGGAGACGUCAGCAAUCAAUGUCAGGCAUCAUCACAGUCAGAAGAUCAUGUGACACUUUGCAGAGUGUGUUAUCUGGUGGUGAUGCUUUAAAUCCCACCAAAACUGGAGCUGUGGGAUCUGCAAGUAUUACACUGCAUGAAAACGGAACUGUGGAAUAUCAGAUUCAAAUUGCUGGUACCAUGAGUACUGUGACAGCUGUGACACUGGAGACUAAACCUCGCAGGAAAACAAAGCGAAAUAUUUUGCAUGAUUUGAGCAAGGACUACCAUGAUGGAAGGGUCUGGGGAUAUUGGAUAGAUGCUAAUGCCCGAGACCUACAUAUGCUGUUACAAAGUGAGCUCUUCCUCAAUGUAGCAACAAAGGACUUCCAGGAAGGGGAGCUCAGAGGACAAAUAACCCCUCUGUUAUACAGUGGCCUGUGGGCCAGAUAUGAGCAGCUCCCAGUUCCUCUAGCUGGUCAGUUUGUGUCACCACCAAUCAGGACAGGUUCAGCAGGUCAUGCAUGGGUUUCACUGGAUGAGCACUGCCACCUGCAUUAUCAGAUUGUGGUGACUGGUCUGGGUAAGGCAGAGGACGCUGCACUAAACGCACAUCUCCAUGGUUUUGCUGAGCUUGGUGAGGUCGGGGAGAGCUCUCCUGGACACAAGAGGUUGUUGAAGGGCUUCUAUGGGUCAGAGGCACAGGGUAGUGUAAAAGACCUUGACCUUGACCUUUUGGGACAUCUGAGCCGGGGCACAGCAUUUAUCCAAGUGAGCACCAAACUGAAUCCUCGUGGUGAAAUUCGAGGACAGAUACACAUACCUAACAGCUGUGAAUCUGGAGGAGUUUCUCUAACCCCCGAGGAGCCUGAGUAUGAAUAUGAAUUAUAUGAGGAGGGAAGGCAGCGUGACCCUGACGAUCUUCGGAAAGACCCAAGAGCAUGCUCUUUCGAAGGUCAACUAAGGGCCCAUGGUUCACAAUGGGCUCCAGAUUAUGACAGGAAAUGCUCUAUGUGUAGCUGUCAGAAACGUACCGUGAUCUGUGAUCCUAUUGUGUGCCCGCCUCUGAACUGCUCCCAGCCUGUCCAAACAUCAGAUCAGUGUUGUCCUGUGUGUGAAGAAAAAAAAGAAAUGAGAGAGGUGAAAAAACCAGAGAGAACUCGCACAAGUGAAGGCUGCUUUUUUGAUGGAGAUCGUUCAUGGAAGGCGGCUGGUACACGUUGGCAUCCUUUUGUUCCUCCAUUUGGUCUAAUUAAAUGUGCCAUUUGCACCUGCAGGGGUUCGACUGGAGAAGUGCACUGUGAGAAGGUGACCUGUCCAAAACUUUCCUGUACCAACCCAAUUCGUGCCAAUCCAUCUGAUUGCUGCAAACAGUGCCCAGUAGAGGAGCGGAGUUCUUUGGAGCUGGCAGACAGUAUGCAGUCAGAUGGAUCACCACGAUCAUGCAGAUUUGGCCGUCAGUGGUACCCAAAUAAUGAGCGCUGGCAUCCAACUGUGCCACCCUUUGGAGAGAUGAAGUGUGUUACAUGCUCUUGCAUGGAGGGAGUUACACAGUGUCGGAGACAGGAGUGUACAGGAACUACAUGUGGUAUUGGUUCAAAGAGGGACAGAUGUUGCACCAAGUGCAAAGAUGCCAAUCAAGAUGAAGAAGAAAAAGUGAAAUCAGAGGAGACAAGAACUCCAUGGAGUUUCUAGAGAGGAGUGCAACUGGGGUAAUGGGAUUGAUUAUCAAAGCUCAUAGAGAGAGACAUGUCUCAAGUUGAGACAACUGCCAGGACUUAUGGAUGUCUGCACAAUGUUUUGUCCCACUCUGAUGACACUGCUAAUGGAUUUUUAUUCUUUUGUUUCAUUUGCUGCCAUAAAGCAGUUGGAUUCUGGAAGCAGCAUUUGGAAGUAAAAUACAUUGCCACCUUGGAUUCCCUUCAAACAAUCAGUCUGUCUUUCUGACAGAAGCAACUCUAAAUCCUGCCUAAACAGGACCUGGAGUUUUAACGUCUGAUCUGUAGAGCUUUGCAACAGGAGCACAGACACAGCAUAGGCAGCUGUGCAUAUGUAGAUAUAUACUGACUAAAAGUGCUCUGUGGCUCUCUACAGGACAGAAAGAAAAGUACAAGCGACAGACAAAGAUUACAGUGUUCUUGCUGGAAAGUCUGUAUAUAUGUCUGCGUGUGUGAGUGUGUGAACGCAUGUUGUUACUUUGGGGGUGUAUGAUCAGACAUAUAUCAAUUCCUCUUGUCCAAGCACACACUAUGGGAAACUUUGUCUUGUAUUAUUUAUGGUAUUUUGAGUGGGUGCGGUACCUGUACUAAUUAACUAUUAAUGAUGGUCGUAUUUAUUGAACUAAAAUAAAGUGAAACAUUUUCCCA
This is a messenger RNA of Xenopus laevis (African clawed frog), 3938 nucleotides long. It is a transcript of the gene chrd.L, whose product is annotated as chordin, gene 1 L homeolog. The record is from RefSeq and is a predicted model, not a curated record. NCBI's taxonomy places the organism in Eukaryota, Metazoa, Chordata, Amphibia, Anura, Pipidae. Bases 445 to 3267 code for a protein of 940 amino acids. The transcript is spliced from 23 exons. Gene Ontology annotation, biological process: system development; negative regulation of BMP signaling pathway; pattern specification process. Gene Ontology annotation, cellular component: extracellular region. Gene Ontology annotation, molecular function: BMP binding.